Messenger RNA from Peromyscus eremicus (cactus mouse), 3266 nucleotides. Its product is annotated as zinc finger protein 124-like. The record is from RefSeq and is a predicted model, not a curated record. Bases 145 to 2094 code for a protein of 649 amino acids. The transcript is spliced from 4 exons. Lineage: Eukaryota; Metazoa; Chordata; Mammalia; Rodentia; Cricetidae. Gene Ontology annotation, molecular function: RNA polymerase II cis-regulatory region sequence-specific DNA binding; DNA-binding transcription activator activity, RNA polymerase II-specific. Gene Ontology annotation, cellular component: nucleus. Gene Ontology annotation, biological process: regulation of transcription by RNA polymerase II.
CAUUUGGGGUGCCAUUGUGUGUCCCCGCCAUAUUGUCGUCCUGUGUCUUUGGCUGAGGCCCCCAGAUUUCUUCCCUCGGUAUCUGCAUCCUCUUGUCUGACUGCAGGAGUCUCAGGAGGACAUCAGAACUCCCGGUCUCUGAAAAUGGAGUCAGUGACCUUUGAGGAUGUGGCUGUGAACUUCACCCUGGAGGAGUGGGUUAUGCUGGAUUCAUCUCAAAAGGAUCUCUACAAAGAUGUGAUGCAGGAAAACUUGAGGAACCUGGCCUAUAUAGGAAACAAAUGGGAACACCAAAACAUAGAAAAUGAGUAUGAAAAUCUCUGGAGAAAACUAAGUAACCAGUUGUUGGAAAGACUCUGUGAAUAUACAGAAGGUCAUCAGUCUGCAGAAAUCUUUAACUGGACUCCAGAGUGUGUCCUGAACCAGAAAUCAUGUCCAGGAGUUCCCACAUAUGAAAACCAUGUAUAUGGAGAAGUGGUUAUUGGCCACUUAUCUCUAAAUGUCCUUCCUCAUCCUGACCCAGGGCACAAACCAUAUGACACUCAGGAAUAUGGAAAGGAGCUGAAUAAACAUAGGGAAUUUGGGAACAUCUCCAGUUCUACCACAACCUUCCAGAAGCAUAAAAGAAUUCACACCAAGGAGAAACCUAAAACUAGUCACUGUAAUAAAGACAUUAGCUGUCUCACAUCAGGUCAAAAUGAUGAAAAGACUUCUACGGGAGAAAAACACUACGAAUGUAAACAAUGUGGAAAAGUAUUUACUUCUUCCAGUUCUUUUAGAAGGCAUGAAGAAUAUCACAGCCGAGAAAAAUCUUAUGUUUGUAAGCAGUGUGGGAAAGCAUUCCCUUUUCCUAGUUCACUACAAAUACAUGAAAGAAUUCACACAGGUGAGAAGCCCUAUAUGUGUAAACAGUGUGGGAAAACCUUUGCCCGUUCGAGUUCUCUUCUAACUCAUGAAAGAAUUCAUACUGGAGAAAAGCCCUAUGUGUGUAAGCAGUGUGGGAAAGCCUUCACUGAUCGUAGUUCACUCCGAUUCCAUGAAAUGAUGCACAGUGGAGAGAAACCCUAUAAAUGUACGAAAUGUGGUAAGGCUUUUGCUUCUUCAGGUGCCUUUCGAAAACAUGAACGGACUCACACAGGAGAGCAGCUCUUCGUGUGUUUGCAAUGUGAGAAAGUUUUCAGUUGUGAAAGUGCUUUUCGAACACAUAAAAUAAUUCAUUCUGGAGAAUGUGUAUGUAAGCAAUGUGGUAAAGCCUUUACUAGUCACAGUUCAGUUAAAUACCAUGAAUUGAUGCAUAGUGGAGAGAAACCCUAUGUAUGUAAGCAGUGUGGAAAAACCUUUAGAUCUCCUAAACAAGUUCAAAUUCAUAAACGAACUCACACUGGAGAAAAACCUUAUGUGUGCAAGGAAUGUGGGAAAGCUUUUACUUUUCUCGGUUCCCUUCAAUACCAUGAAUUGAUUCAUACUGGAGAGAAGCCCUAUCUAUGUAAACAAUGUGGGAAAGCCUUCAGGUCUUCUCGUCAGGUUCAAAUACAUGAACGAACUCACACUGGAGAAAAACCAUAUGUAUGUAAGCAAUGUGGAAAAGCCUUCUUUUCUUUGUAUCAUUUGAGAAGACAUGAAGUAAUUCACAGUGGCAUGAAUCCCUAUGUUUGUAAGCAAUGUGGGAAAGCCUUCAGUUGGUUCAGUACCUUUCACAGUCAUAAACAGACUCACACUGGAGAAAAACCCUAUUUAUGCAAGCAAUGUGGGAAAGCCUUCUGUAGCCGCAUAUCAUGGAGAAGGCAUGAGAAAGCUCACACUACAGUGAAGCCUUACGCAUGUGUUCAAUGUGGAAAAGCCUUUCGUUCUCCUAGUUACCUCAAAAUACAUGAAAGAAUCCACACUGGAGAGAAGCCCUUUAUAUGUUCGCAAUGUGGAAAACCCUUCCGUUCUUUUCGUUAUGUGAAGUCACAUGAAAGAAGUCACACUGGAGAGAAACCCUUUGUAUGUACAGAAUGUGGGAAAGCCUUCAGUUAUUAUAGUUCUUUCCACAGACAUAGAAGAACUCACCAGACAGUAACCUUGAAUUCAGAACUUGAAAAGUCUUCAUAACAUAAGACUGCAUUCAGAGAACUAUAAAGUUAAACAUGUGGAACACCUUUUGGUCCUAUUCAUGGAUUAAGAAAGAACAUGUUUGGGCAGGCAUAGUGUGGCAUACCUUUAAUCCCAAAAUUUGAGAGGCAGAGGCAGGGAAUGUCAGAGUUCAAGGCCAAUCUGUUCUAUAUAUUGAUUUCCUAGUCACUCAGGGCUACAUAGUAAGACUGUUUCAAAAAAAAAAAAAAGAAAGAAAAGAAAACAUGUUUGUAUAUUUAACUAGAAGAGAUGUCCAAAUAUGAACACAUGUGCAAAUGCUUCCCCAAUAAAAUCUUUCCUUGUCAAAACACAAGGAACUCAAUAGUAGCAAACACUGGGACAGUCCUUUGAAAAAUUUUCAUAUAUUAAUUUCCAUAAAUGUCAAUAAUGUGAAGGACUGAAUACAAACUUUUGUUUGUUUUAGAAAAUCCAAUAUCUGAAGAAAACUUUGUAAAUAUAUUGUACUUAUUGGAAUCUAUUAGCGAUUUGUUUCUGUUUUUCAGAAAUAGUCUUGCCGUGUAAUCCAGUCUGGCCUUGACCCAAUUAUCUUCCUGUUUCAACCUCUAGAAUGUUUGAGUGAAAGAUGUCUGCUUCCACAUCCAGCAUUGGUAGUUCAUUCCUAAAAGAACCUUUUUGGACUCCAUGCUUCACAUUUUUGCUCUAAAAAAAAAACCUCUUUUUAAAACUAUAUGUAUAUGCAUGUUGUCUGUGUGUGAAUUUGUGCACAUUCAUGUAGUGCCUGCAGAGACCAGAAGGAGAUCAGAUCCUCUGGGGCUAGAAUUAUAGGCAGCUGUGAGCUGCCUCAUGUGGGUGCUUGGAACUGAAUCCUGUCCUCUGCAAGACUAUUACACACGCUUAACCACUGAGCCAUUUCUCCAGCCCCUAGAAAAUUAUCUUUAAACUGAGUAUGUGAAGUGAAGGAUUGCUUAAGUACAGGAGAUGGAAACCAAAAAGGAAAAAAGAAAGAGAAAAGAAGAAGAAAAAGGUACACUAUCAUUACAUUAAUUUAGUAAGGUUUCUUAGAGCAAUACUGCAUACAAGUUUAAUGUGUGAAAUCUUUUUGCAUUAAAUCAGGUAGUUUUUUCCUUUUAUUUUAAUUUCUGUACAUUCACUGAUGAGUUUAUAGUUAUUUGUAAUGCCAGAAGGCUCAA